AUGGCUGAUCUGCAACAAAUUCUCAACCUUUGGCAAGCACAAGACAGUCUUGGAAGAUGCAGCAACACUGAAGACACAACAAAUAUUGAUGAAGAAAAGCCCACCAAAACCCAAAACGAACAUUUUCGUAACAAAGAUCAUGACAUACCCUAUGAUAAAAGAGAUUUUGGUCCCAUUCCCCGUGAUCAAAAGAAGGCCAGUAGAAACAAAAACAAAUCAAAUGUUCCAGGUGACGUUGCCAAAACUUCUCCCACCAUCCUCGCUGAUAAGUCUAAGACUGCUGGUACAUCUUCACAAGUAAAGAGCAAAGAAAAUGAUUGCAAGCAGAAAGAGCUUAAAAACAUAAAAAUGCCACCGAAAAUGCUCAAGAGAGGAAGGCCCAAAGGAGCGGAAUUAACUGUCAUUGGGCUACCCAAAGUAAAGAAAGCAAAGAAAGGGUUGCUGCCAUUUUGCAAGGUGAAAGCAGUAGAAAAGGACAGGAUUCUUUUAGAGUGCUUUGUCCGUUGUUCAGUUGCUAACAACGCAAUCCAAAGUGGUGAUUUAAUACCACCAGAAGAAGUCGAAACAAAUCCUCUUAAGCUUCCAGACAUGAUUCGUGACAAAGAGAAUGUCGAUUUGAAUAGGAUUGAGAAAUAUUUUGUUGCCAAUGCAUGGAAAGUUGUUCUUAAUGUCAGUGAAAAAAAGAACAAGACAAAGUGGAUAUGUCCUGGAUGUUCAACCACAAUCAGCAGCAAAGAUGAAAGUGUAGCAUGUGAAAGGUGCCUGUGUUGGUAUCAUAUUAAAUGUACUUCACUGAAAAGACCACCCAAGACAAGGAAUUGGUUUUGCAGCAAAUGCAAAGCUAAGCACGUAUAA
Molecule: messenger RNA, 855 nt
Organism: Dendronephthya gigantea
Lineage: Eukaryota; Metazoa; Cnidaria; Anthozoa; Malacalcyonacea; Nephtheidae
Exons: 1
Coding region: 1-855 (284 amino acids)
Source: RefSeq, a predicted model, not a curated record